Messenger RNA from Fomitopsis serialis, 1467 nucleotides. Its product is annotated as iron permease. NCBI's taxonomy places the organism in Eukaryota, Fungi, Basidiomycota, Agaricomycetes, Polyporales, Fomitopsidaceae. Gene Ontology annotation, biological process: transmembrane transport. The transcript is spliced from 12 exons. Gene Ontology annotation, molecular function: transmembrane transporter activity. The record is from RefSeq and is a predicted model, not a curated record. The coding region runs from base 1 to 1467 and encodes 488 amino acids.
AUGGCGUCCCUUGUAGCCAUAAUGAUUACUGCUCUUGAGCUGGCGGCGGUCUCCGUUGCACUCCCAACCAUUACCCAGGAUCUGCAUGGCUCGUCGUUUAUAUGGGUCGGCUCGGCGUAUACACUGGCAGGGACGGCCUUCAUCCCCCUUAGCGGAGGUCUCUCUCAGAUCUUCGGAAGACGCAUCGUGAUUCUGUCGUCUCUGGCGAUCAUGGCUUUGGGCAGUGCCCUCUGUGGGUCUGCGAAGAGCAUGACCCAUCUGAUUGCAGGACGGACCGUUCAGGGGCUUGGUGGCGGAGGAAUCUCCGCUACGACUGCCAUUAUUAUUUCCGACCUUGUGCCUCUCAGCGAGCGUGGUAUUUAUAACGGUUUGAUCGGAAUUGCAUGGGCGAUGGCCAGCGGAAUUGGGCCAAUUGUUGGCGGCGCCCUUGCUCAGAAUGGACAAUGGAGGUGGCUCUCUUAUCUUAAUAUCCCAAUAUGCGGAGUAGCUGGCGCCAUCAUGAUACUAUUCCUGCGCGUCCGGGCACCGCCAGGGACCCUGAAAGAGAAGGUUCGCAGGAUCGACUGGCUUGGCACGUUCCUUGUCAUCGCCGCGACAACUGCUUGCGUCGUCGGGCUCACCUGGAGCGGCGUCCAGUACUCUUGGGGCUCGGCGUCAGUGCUAGCACCCCUCAUAAUUGGACUCGUAGGAAUGGCAGCGUUCAUAACAUACGAGUGCAUCUUCCCAGCAUAUCCACUGGUACCUGCUGCAUUACUGUCCACAAUCACGGGAGUCAGUGGCUACAUGCAGACGUUCGUCAUGCCAAUAGUAAUGAUCGCAACCGUCUAUUAUAUCCCAGUCUACCUACAAGCAUGCAAGGGGGCCUCUGCGAUCGGUUCCGGCGUAGAUGUGCUGUCUUUUUCAUUGGUCCUCGCGCCCGUCGGUAUUCUUGGAGGCGUGUUUGUCAAUCGCACAGGCGGCUACAGGCUACCAUUGUGGACGGCUUGGAUAGCCAUGAUGAUCGGGACGGGACUACUCAUCACGCUGGAUGCGGACACGCCUCUCGGACACGCUAUCGGGUUUCUCGUACCGAGUGCGCUGGGCUGUGGACUCCUAGCAUUUUCGACGUAUUUCCCCGUCCUCGCGCCGCUGCACGUUUCGCAGAACGGCCUCGCCAGUGCAUUCUUCAUGUUCCUGCGUAACUUUGCUUUGGUCGGGGGGGUCACAAUCGGCGGAACUGUCCUUCAGAACGAGCUUCAAGAACGCCUACCGCCCGCCUUCACCGCCCAGUUCCCCGAGGGGACAGUCAUUGCGUAUUCCACAAUCCCGGCCAUAGCAGAUCUCCCGGAGCCACUACGUACAGAGGUUCGGGAAGCCUUCGCAGCCAGCCUUGAGGUCAUCUGGGAAGACCUCCUCGCCAUCGCUGGUCGGCAACACGAGGGCAAGGAGAGCAAUGCCAGCCUCAGCACUUUCGAUAUGGAAGCGUAG